This is a messenger RNA of Petromyzon marinus (sea lamprey), 1960 nucleotides long. The record is from RefSeq and is a predicted model, not a curated record. Lineage: Eukaryota; Metazoa; Chordata; Hyperoartia; Petromyzontiformes; Petromyzontidae.
AUGGAGGGCGACGCGAAGCGGCGCUUCUACGGAGAGGAACAGCAGCAGGAGGAGCACAGCGCCCUCGACUGGCAGAUGAUGAAGCUACGCCUCCCGGUCCUGUUCCUCUCGCUGCUGCUGCUCAGCGUCUCAUUGCUGCUGAGCAUCUGGUACAUGUACAGCUGGACGGGCUUCCUCGUUCGCGACCUCGAUGCACUCGGCAACUCGUCCGUCUUCAGGCCAAAGCCGGGGUCUGCUUCCGAUAAGAUCAACCACGUGACACUGUGCGGGCAACGGGGAGCGCUGCAGAACACGUCGAUGAUGCGCGUGCGCGACACCAAGAUAUUCUUGGUGUCGGCGUACCACGACCAGCGCGAGGCCGGUCAGAGCACACGCAUCAUCGGCAUCGCCAACCGGUAUGAGCCGGACGUGCUCUCCUGCCACUUCUGCUGCCGAGGGCACUCGGAGAUCCUGACGGUCACCGCCAGCGCCUACGUCCACUCGGAUCACUUUGACUUCCCGUACGGCACGGCCGACUUCCUGUGCACGGAGCCGCUGGACUGCGAGCCGGGACACGUGUCCGUCCAGCGCAUGCGCACAAUACCGGACGAGGAGGAGGCCGAGUGGGUCUUCAUGCCCGUGCGAAAUCGGCUCUACAUGCCCCCCACCUUCACACAGGAAUUCAGCGUCUGCAUCUCCACGCUCUUCGGGAACUACGGCAACGUCCUGCAGUUCGUGCAGGCGAUCGAAAUGUACCGCAUCUUGGGUGCGGGCCGCGUGACGGUAUACAACACAAGCUGCAGCUCUGAGCUGAACAAAGUGCUCCUCUACUACAUCAAGACCGGCCUCGUCGAGGUCGUUCAGUGGCCCAUCACGGACUACGUGUGGGUGUCCAGAGGGUGGCACUACCCCGAGCACCCAGGCGAGCUGCACUACUAUGGCCAGAUAGCGGCGCUGAACGACUGCGUGUAUCGGCACAUGUACAGCACGCGCUACCUGGUCCUCACGGACAUCGACGAAGUGAUCAUCCCUUUGAAGCACACAAACUGGAAGGACCUCAUGCGGUACUUGAACGACAAGUACGGCGCCGACAUUUACACAUUCGAAAACCACGUGUUUCCCUACACGGUAUCGGAAGAGUUUGGGUCGAAGUUCCAGGCGUGGAACGCCAUCCCGGGCGUCAACAUCAUGCGCCACAUUAGACGGGAGCCAAACCUGCCGGAGGUCUUCAACCCGACCAAGAUGAUCCUGAACCCACGCGCGGUGCUGCAGACGUCGGUGCACAGUACGCUCAACGCGCUGGGCAUCUCGCAGACGGUGCCCGGAGACAUCGCGAUCACGCACCACUACCGAUCGCCCAAGCAGCCCGACCUGCCGCUCGACUCGCUGGUCGUGGACCUCACGCUGUGGAGAUACAAUGCCACUCUGAUCAGAAAUGUCAACAAGGUCCUCAACAGGGUCUUCUGGAAUGAGUAGGCACAACGGGCGGCGGUGGCGGCGGCGGCGUUGAUUGUCGUCUUGCGUUUUUUGCGGUCUUGCAAUUUAAGUUAAACACCGGUGUUUGUGAGUUUUCCGUUUGCGAAUGUGGUCAAUGUAUGGGACAUAUUUAUUUGCUAAUCUUAUGAUUGCGUUUACAGUUAAAAUUUGUUAUCUUCAAUUUUUUUCUGCAUUUUAAUCCACCAGGGCACAAUAGGGUUUGUAUUGGUAUGUCUUAUGGAAGCUAGGGAAGUUAACAUUGGUUUAUUUUAAACCAAUCCUAAUUAUUUCUAUUGCUUUUGGGAGUACCACUCGAAAUGUUUUCAGGUUAAAACAUUUAAAAUGUGGCACAAAUUGAUUUAAAUAAAUGUUCAGUGUGCAUGUUCUACCAGUCUCUAAUGAGCUUAUUGUUUUCAUGACUCGUGUCCACGGAGGAUAGUCAAAUCCCAGAGGAUGGUGGCAGGAUUUUAAAAAGUAAAUCCUGUGGUGAUAAAAAAAAAUGUAC